Molecule: messenger RNA, 1067 nt
Organism: Tripterygium wilfordii
Lineage: Eukaryota; Viridiplantae; Streptophyta; Magnoliopsida; Celastrales; Celastraceae
Exons: 5
Coding region: 25-969 (314 amino acids)
Molecular function (GO): sulfotransferase activity
Source: RefSeq, a predicted model, not a curated record
AAGAAAUCUCCACUGGUAGUGAGGAUGGUGGUGGUCUUAAUGUUUGUAAUGGUUUGUGGGGCAUAUAUUUGCUCAAUUUGUUUAAAGCAAAUGAGCCCUCACACAACAGCCAGACUACUAAGCAUCAUAGUAGCUGAACAGCCAUGCAAUGCUUCAGGAAUUGAAGAAUCUGAAAUGCCAUACCUACAUUACCCGAAACCCGAAACAUUUGACAGAGAGGAAUGCACCUGCAAUCUUGUACGAUAUUUUGCAAUAAUGUCGCAACAGAGAUCUGGGAGUGGAUGGUUCGAAACUUUGUUAAACAGUCAUAUUAAUGUGAGCUCAAAUGGAGAAAUUUUUGGGAGAAGAGAAAGGAGGACGAACAUUUCCGCAAUCGUGAAGACACUGGACAAAGUCUACAAUCUUGACUGGUUUAGCAGUGCUUCCAAGAAUGAGUGCAAUGCUGCUGUUGGCUUCAAGUGGAUGCUUAAUCAGGGAUUGAUGGCGCAUCGUGAAGGUAUUGCAGAAUACUUCAAAGAGAAAGGAGUGUCUGCAAUAUUCCUCUUCAGAAGGAAUUUGCUUCGGAGAAUGGUAUCGAUGCUCGCAAACUCGCAUGACAGUCAUGCUAAGCUACUAAAUGGAACGCACAAGUCUCAUGUUCAUUCAGCAGCUGAUGCUCAGGUACUUGCAACGUACAAGCCAAAGGUAAACACAACAUCACUGGUAUCCCAUUUCAGGAAACUGGAGGAGACUGCUGCCAAGGCUGUAGAAUCGUUUAAAAGCACGCGCCACAUUGUUCUUUACUAUGAGGAUCUUGUCAAUAACAGCACAAAACUCAUAGAAGUUCAGGAGUUCCUAAGGUUGCCAUACAGAGAACUUACGAGCCGUCAGGUUAAGAUACACAGUGGCCCCUUAUCACGGCAAAUACAGAACUGGGAAGAAGUCCAGAAAACACUAAAAGGAACACCAUUUGAGAGAUUUCUCCUGUAAACAAUGCCAAUGCUGACUAAGCCAAAUUUAGUUGUUCAUGGGAUUCAUAAGAUUCUCUGUUAAAAAAAAAGACACAAUCUGAUAUCCAAAUACCAAAG